Leptopilina heterotoma is the source of this 1645-nucleotide messenger RNA. It is a transcript of the gene Idh3b, whose product is annotated as isocitrate dehydrogenase [NAD] subunit beta, mitochondrial. Gene Ontology annotation, molecular function: NAD binding; magnesium ion binding; oxidoreductase activity, acting on the CH-OH group of donors, NAD or NADP as acceptor. The transcript is spliced from 6 exons. Gene Ontology annotation, cellular component: mitochondrion. The record is from RefSeq and is a predicted model, not a curated record. Gene Ontology annotation, biological process: tricarboxylic acid cycle; isocitrate metabolic process. NCBI's taxonomy places the organism in Eukaryota, Metazoa, Arthropoda, Insecta, Hymenoptera, Figitidae. Bases 55 to 1197 code for a protein of 380 amino acids.
ACGUUCCUGAAAUUAAGUUCAUUAAACGUCGACUGCUCCGAUCCGUCGUGGAAAAUGGCUUUACUGGCAAGGAACGUCUGCAGGGUAUUUUCCCAGGCAACUCAAAAAGGAUCUUCGAGAACAUUUCACGUAGGCUCCGUUUGUUUAAGCGAGCCGGUUGGUACUUCAGAAGCUACUGUCGAACGUCAGGGAAAGACAAAAUGUACCUUGAUCCCUGGAGAUGGCGUGGGACCAGAAUUGGUGGUCGCAGUUCAAAAUAUUUUCCAAGCUGCCGAUGUCCCAGUUGAAUUUGAACCAUAUUUUCUCUCUGAAGUAAAUCCCACGUUAAGUGCUCCAUUGGAACAAGUUUCAAAUAGUAUUGCAAGAAAUGGAGUUUGUCUCAAGGGAAUUUUAGCAACUCCGGAUCAUUCGUCGACAGGAGAAUUACAGACCUUGAAUAUGAAAUUGCGAAAAAGUUUAGACUUGUACUCGAAUGUAGUGCACGUGAAAUCCCUGCCAGGAGUGAAAUCUCGUCACAGCAACGUGGACUGUGUAAUUAUUCGUGAACAAACGGAGGGCGAAUAUUCCGCCUUGGAACACGAGUCAGUAAGUGGUGUCAUCGAAUGUUUAAAAAUUGUCACUGCAACCAAAAGCCAAAGAAUCGCAAAGUUCGCGUUUGACUUUGCCGUCAAAACUCAUCGCAAAAAGGUCACAUGUGUUCACAAGGCGAAUAUAAUGAAACUAGGCGACGGUCUCUUCUUAAGAUCGUGCCAGGAAAUAGCUAAAUUAUACCCUAAAAUUAAAUUCGAGCCCAUGAUUGUUGACAAUUGUACAAUGCAAAUGGUCUCUAAUCCACAUCAAUUUGAUGUGAUGGUCAUGCCAAAUUUAUACGGAAAUAUUGUCGACAAUUUGGCAUCAGGAUUAGUCGGUGGUGCUGGAGUUGUUGCUGGUGCUAGUUACAGCGCAGAAUGCGUUGUUUUUGAACCGGGAGCGAGGCAUACGUAUUCAGAAGCUGUGGGAAAAAAUGUUGCAAAUCCAACGGCAAUGAUUUUGUGUGGUGUGAAACUUUUGAAUCAUGUAAAUUUGAAACGUUAUGCGGAGAAAAUUAAGGACGCAUUAAAUCGCGUACUGAACGAUGGAAAAGUGCGCACGAAAGAUUUAGGAGGUCAAAGUUCAACGACUGACUUCACAAGUGCUAUAAUUCAUAAUCUUCAAUAGAAAGAUUUCGAUGACAAGUUUUUUUUUUCAAAGAAAUUAUAACCAAUCUGUAGGACAACCUAGGAUGUUCCUCGUCAAGUAUUGGGCAAUAUUUUUGCCUUUGUCAAAGUCAAUUUGAAUGAAAAAUGUUUUUUAUGACGAACUGAUUGAUUUUAAAUUAUAUAUAUGAAAUUCAAUGACAAUAUUUUCUUCAAAAAGACUUUGAUAGCUAAAAUACAGGUAUAUACAGUAUCUAUGACAAUGCCAUUUUAUUUAUUUGUAAUUCUAUUCGUCCUACUGAAGAAAUGUAGUAAAAAUACAAAUCGACUCUUUUUAUUCUGUUGAAAGGAUACGAAACACGAAGGAACUUGCGUGUGUUGUACCAUAGACAAUUGUAAUAUAAUUAACUUAUACCACUUACAUGUAAUAAAUUGAAGUUCGUUAAACAUUAAAAAUGUUUUUAAACGUA